Molecule: messenger RNA, 939 nt
Organism: Exophiala aquamarina CBS 119918
Lineage: Eukaryota; Fungi; Ascomycota; Eurotiomycetes; Chaetothyriales; Herpotrichiellaceae
Exons: 1
Coding region: 1-939 (312 amino acids)
Source: RefSeq, a predicted model, not a curated record
AUGGCAUCCCGGCGCGCCCCAUCCGACACGUUCACGCGGUUUACCUCGACACAACCACACGCCAUGUCUCGCCCUACAGCAUUCAACUCAUCAACCCUGACCACCGACCCGAAACCACUGCCCCAGCCCCAACAACCCGACCCGGCAGGCGAGACACCCCAAGAAAAAGUCGCACGGCUACGAGCUGCGGCCCGCCAGGCCAAAGAGCGCGGAACCGCGUCCGGGGUAGACCGAUUCCUGAUCCACGGGCGGCGGUGGGCGGACAAUAUGCACCGGAUCACGACGUACGCGCUGAUUGCGUUCACGGGGGUCUCGACGGUAGUGGCGGUAUACGGCAUCACAAGCCUGGUGGCGCACAACCGACGGCAGAAGCGGGCGUGGAUCGAGCGCGAGAUGGGGCGGCUGAGCGACGCACAGCAGGCGUUUCUGCGUGGCGAGGCCACUGCGGAGCAGCUGCAUCUGCUGGAGCAGGAGCGGGCGGGCGAGGAGAUGGCGCUAAAGCAUAAGCGUGCGGUCGAGCAGAAGAAGAGCGAAAGCUAUUGGAGUCGGUUGAAGGGGAUGGUGGGUGCGACGGCCGCGAAGGGUGAGAUGGGCCAGGAGACGGAGCAGGAACGAGCGACUAGGGAGGCUCGUCGCGCGAGAGGCCGGCAGAACAUCCACGACGCCAGCUAUGUGGAGGGAGAGGUGCAGCCUGUGGCUGUGGCUGUUGCGCCGAGUGGGAUCAAAGGUGUCGGUGUUGAUUCUAAGGGGCGCCCGGUGCCUCAAGAUCGAGUGGAGUAUGUGUCGAGCAAGAUCGAGGAUCGGAGAAGGGCUGGAGAAAAAGAGGUCAUUGCACGGACCGGCAUCACUGGUGGCGAGCUGGAUGUUCUGGCAGGAAACGUCGCCGAGGCUGCUGCUGGAGGAGAGAAAGGUUGGUGGAAUUGGAUAAGGGGGCGAUAG